This is a messenger RNA of Ascoidea rubescens DSM 1968, 1193 nucleotides long. Its product is annotated as glutaredoxin. Gene Ontology annotation, molecular function: glutathione disulfide oxidoreductase activity. NCBI's taxonomy places the organism in Eukaryota, Fungi, Ascomycota, Saccharomycetes, Ascoideales, Ascoideaceae. Gene Ontology annotation, biological process: cellular response to oxidative stress. The record is from RefSeq and is a predicted model, not a curated record. The coding region runs from base 80 to 856 and encodes 258 amino acids. The transcript has a single exon. Gene Ontology annotation, cellular component: Golgi lumen; fungal-type vacuole; cytoplasm.
UGAAAUUAAACUAAGACUUUGACAACAGUUGAAUUGUAUUCAAGAAUAUAUUCAGCUAUCUUACAAUAAUAUCAGCAAGAUGGCAUUUAUGUUGACCACAAAGAAGACCAGAUUAUUGUUUUUAUCUAUAAUCUCGCUUUUGAUCCUUUUAAUAGUCUACAAGAGCCAUAUUUACAGUUACAACUAUGAUAACUUCGAUCACGAUGACAUUGAUUCGAACUUAUCGUCAAUGAUAACAAGCAACAACAACCUUAUAAAUGACAAAUUGGAGUCACUUGGCUCUUUGGAUAGCGUUGGAACAUCCUUACAAUCCUCACAAUUCAAAGGUGACAAUAAAGACUUGAGCACUAGCAGCAAUAGUAAACUUAAAAAUAAUAAAGUGGACGAGGAAAUCGACGACGAGGCCGAUACCACAAGUUCAAUUGCCUCGAAACCCAACAGUAUAGCUGGUUCUGAUGACAAACAAAAGGAUCUAACGGAAAAACCUGGAGAGGAGUUUAGUCCCAAGAAGGAGCUCAAUGCAAUACUAUCAAUAUCCCCCGUUGUCAUCUUUUCAAAGUCGUAUUGCCCAUAUUCAAAUAAACUAAAAGAACUAUUGAAGCAUGAAUAUGAGAUCGUUCCUGAACCUAGUGUGGUGGAAUUGGAUAAACAUAAACAUGGCAAUGAACUACAAGUGUACUUGGGAGAAAUAAGUGGCAGAAAAACAGUGCCAAACUUGUUUAUCAAUGGUGCUUCCAGAGGUGGGUGUGACGAUUUAACUGAACUCCAUUCCAAAAACGAAUUGCUUCCCAGCCUUGUAAAAUGGGGAGGAAAGGAUAUCAAGGUCUCGAAGCUCUCUGUUCCCUCCAACUCCUAGGUGUCUUUUUUUUUAUUAUUUCAUAGCAUUUUAUAAGCUAAUGUAUACAUGUGGCUCUCCAUUUGCGAAUUAAGUAGUAGCUGUCUCAUUCCAGCAAUACUAAUAAAAAAGAAUAAGAAAAGUGAGCAAGAAGAAAAAGAGACAAAAGGAAAUCAGAAAUUAAAAAAUAACGACCGAAAAGAUAAAAAAAUCAGAAAGACCAUUGCUGUGGGUUGUAUGCAUGCGUGCGCAUAUCCAGCGCUGUGGAUGCUGGAUCACUCUUCUUCUACACUUUUCUUUUGUUUCUUCUUUUUGUCUGUUAUUUACGAACGACCUUUAUCGUUGAUAUAUAUAUCUG